AUGCUUUCAGAAAGUGGAGCAAAGGAUUCUGGUACGGAGGUACGUUUUUCUUUUCAGAUAAAGAAAGGAGAUAAAGCGGAUGUAAAAUUGUUUUAUGAAAGUCUAUGCCCUUACUGUGUGGACUUCCAUAAACGUUUGGACGCCGUAUUAAAGGAAAUCGGAUCGUACAUCAAUCUUAAACUGUAUCCUUAUGGAAAUGCUGAUAGGAAGGACGAGAACGGUAAGACCGUAAUUAUCUGUCAGCACGGCGAAAAAGAGUGUUACGGGAACAAACUUCACGCCUGCGCUAUUGAUCAACUGAAGGAUAUUCAAAAGGCGGCAUAUUACAUCACCUGUAUGAUGAACGGGACCUGGGGAGGCGCCGGAUCCACUGAUAAAGACGCCACUAAGUGCGGAGAGCAAAUGAAAAUAGACUCAAAGCCUAUCAAGGAAUGCGCUAAAGGUAAAAAAGGGGAAGAACUACUAGAAUACUACGGCAAAGAAACCGAUAAGGCCGGGAUAGAUGGUACGCCUUAUGUAUUAAUAAAUGAAGAGGAGUUUGACCUGAACGACGACUUGAAGAAGGACAUAUGCAAAGUUUUGAAAAAUCCGCCACCUCAAUGUAAAACUAAAGAGUUAUUGGACACUUUGUAUUCAAUUUUGUCUAACAUACUCUGAAUUUGGUGCAAAUAUAAUUGUCCUAUUUGAUGAAAUUGUU
Molecule: messenger RNA, 697 nt
Organism: Cydia fagiglandana
Lineage: Eukaryota; Metazoa; Arthropoda; Insecta; Lepidoptera; Tortricidae
Product: GILT-like protein 2
Exons: 4
Coding region: 1-657 (218 amino acids)
Molecular function (GO): oxidoreductase activity, acting on a sulfur group of donors, disulfide as acceptor
Source: RefSeq, a predicted model, not a curated record